This is a messenger RNA of Chlorocebus sabaeus (green monkey), 5184 nucleotides long. NCBI's taxonomy places the organism in Eukaryota, Metazoa, Chordata, Mammalia, Primates, Cercopithecidae. The record is from RefSeq and is a predicted model, not a curated record.
CAGUGAGCCAAGGGUGCGCCACUGCACUCCAGCCUAGGUGACAGAACAAGACCCUGUCUCAAGAAAUAAAUUUUAAAAAUUAAUUUAUAAACAUUAAUUUGAGCAAUAUCUUUUUCAAAAAGGAAGUUCAUGGUGUAGUGAGAGUGUUUAGCAGUUGACAUGCCAGUCAUGCCACUUACGUCAAUGUAGGUGCCUCCGGAGUAGGCACCGUCAGGAAACUGAGCGACUGGGUGGUAGAUGAGAAUGGUCACUGACCGGACAUUGAAGCUCAAUUUGCAUAUCAAGAGAGGAAGCAAGUAUUGGCUUUAUUUUUCUUGUUAAAGUAAUUCAUACUUGAAAGAAUUGAAACUGAAACUGUGUCCUAGGGAGGGUGUUGGUCUGACUUUGCCAGUCCAGCUGCUCUCUGAUAACCACUCUAAUGUUAGCUUUGAUCUGGCCUUUUCUCUAUUCUGAAACUCUGAAUCAGAGAAAUUUAGCAGUAGAAGGAAGUGAAGAAAUCAAGUCACAGUUGUUAAGCUAAAAUAAUUUAAAAGGUCAAAAUUGAGUUUAAAGAGAGUUUAAGUGUAAAGGUUGAGGACAGGCCACCUGGGAAAGGACAGAUUUAAAAGCAUGGAAGUCAGUGCUCUUAGGUAUAGACAUUUGGGAUUGUUUAUAGAGACAAAAUUCUAUAACAGAAUUUUAAUAUCUUAAUGUAAGGCUUAAUGUACAGUUAUAAUGAUCUGAUUAGUCAAGGUGUCUUUUUUAGGGGAGAAAGAGUGUAACUGUCAUGAGAUCCCUGUUUGGGGCACCAUCUGGUCUGAGUUCCAUACAGGACAAUAAAAGAGGCAGUUAAUCUGUAAUAAAGAUCAGCAGUUAGAAGGAGGAGAUCUGGUCUCUUUUAAAAAAAAGACUUAGUCUUUUCUUAGUUGUUUAUAGAACAAGAACAAUCAGGAAGAGUUAAGCUAAAAAUCUAAGAAACAGAAUUGUAAACCUGUUACGUGACCCAGAUCAUAGUCACAUCUCUCUCAAGGCUUAAGGCGUUUUAGAGGUUCUAACAACUUUUAAAUUUUAUUUACUUUUACACAGUUGUUGUGACAAUUGGAACUAAAAUUCAGGGCUCUUCAUGUCCAAGCAACAACUGCUUGGGCUUCAGUUUACAGCCUGUAUGGUUGGACAGAAUCAGCAGCACUGUUUAGUUCCGGAUAAUCACUGACUGAACAACAAAAGUUGGAGAACAGAAGUCCUCGAUUUUGGAAUUCAUUUUCAGGACUGAGGUGUAUUAUAAGACUUUGACACUUCCUGUUUUGUCUGAAAAAAAUGUGAAUUACCUGUGAUAUUUGGACUCCAGUGUGAUUGGGCUAUCUCCCCUCAUACCUAUAGAAUUGGGUACUACCAUUUUUCUCUAGAGUAUGGGAAGGAAAGUUUCUUAUCCUCCCUUUUCUCUUCAUAAGGAAAUGCAGCAUCAGAGUGAUUCUAUAUUCCAAGCAGUUCAAAGAAUUCUGAACCAUAAGCUGAGCUUAGUUUCAGACCUGGAAUGGCCAAAUAUCAAGGUGAAGUUCAAAGUUUGAAACUGGAUGAUGAUUCAGUUAUAGAAGGAGUAAGCGACCAAGUACUUGUGGCAGUUGUGGUCAGUUUCGCUUUGAUUGCUACCCUGGUAUAUGCACUUUUCAGAAAUGUACAUCAAAACAUUCACCCAGAAAACCAGGAGCUAGUAAGGGUACUUCGAGAACAGCUUCAAACAGAACAGGAUGCACCUGCUGCUGCUCGACAGCAGUUCUACACCGACAUGUACUGUCCCAUCUGCCUGCACCAAGCCUCCUUCCCGGUGGAGACCAACUGUGGACAUCUUUUUUGUGGUGCCUGCAUUAUUGCUUACUGGCGAUAUGGUUCAUGGCUUGGGGCAAUCAGUUGUCCAAUCUGUAGACAAACGGUAACCUUACUCCUAACGGUAUUUGGUGAAGACGAUCAGUCUCAGGAUGUUGUGAGAUUGCAUCAGGAUAUUAAUGAUUAUAACCGGAGAUUCUCAGGGCAACCCAGAUCUAUUAUGGAGAGAAUUAUGGAUCUACCCACUUUACUGAGGCAUGCAUUCAGGGAAAUGUUUUCAGUCGGGGGCCUUUUCUGGAUGUUUCGCAUCAGGAUAAUACUUUGUUUAAUGGGAGCUUUUUUCUAUCUUAUAUCUCCUCUAGAUUUUGUACCUGAAGCCUUGUUUGGAAUCCUAGGCUUCCUAGAUGAUUUCUUUGUCAUCUUUUUAUUGCUUAUCUACAUCUCUAUUAUGUAUCGAGAAGUGAUAACCCAAAGGCUAACCAGAUGAAAAAAAAAAAAAAACAAAAAACUGAGUUUACUAGAAUAUCUGAGCUAACGUAGAACAUCAAACAGAAGGACCCAUGGCAGUAUAAAGCAAUGAAGUAAUGGAGUAUUAUCUCACAAAUAUAAAACCACUAUAAGACAAACAUUUGAUUAUCAUUUGACAAAUGCCUAGGAAUAUAUAACUGGAAUUUUCACACAUUGCAAGUUCUAAUACUAAGUUUAGAAUUAUAAUGAUCUACAAUUGUAUCUUGAUUCUAUGUUGUCUGGAAAAAAUAAGGAAUUAUAUAAAAAGGGAUGCUUUUAUAUAUUUUUCUUUUCCCCAGAAUUACUUAGAUUAAUUGGAUGUAUAGUAAAAUAUUGUUAAAUGUCAGUUUAUCCACCUUAUCCUUCUCAGUGGGUACCUAUAUGAUAAUAUAUAGCUGUGAAACUCAUCUAAAUAUUUUUGUUACAAUAAAAUAUUAUAUACUAUUGGGGAAAAUUCAGUAUUUCUUUUAGUGCUAGCUAAGUUUUGUGCAUUUGGAGCAGUUCUGCUUUUUCAUUCUGGUAUAAUUAUUUGUUAUCAGCUGAAACUGAAAGAAGAAACUUGAACUUCAUACUUCAAUAUCAUAUUUUAGUUUACAGAACAUAUUUUAAUCAAUAGAAGAAUUAAGAUGAAAAACAUGGCCGGGCGGGGUGUUUCACACCUGUAAUCCCAGCAGUUUGGGAGGCCGAGGCAGGUGGAUCAUGAGGUCAGGAGAUUGAGACCAUCCUGGCUAACACAGUGAAACCCCGUCUCUACUAAAAACACAAAAAAUUAGCAGGGCGUGGUGGCCGGCGCCUGUAGUCCCAGCUACUCAGGAGACUGAGGCAGAAGAAUGGCAUGAACCUGGGAGGCGGAGCUUGCAGUGAGCCGAGAUUGCAGCACUGCACUCCAGCCUGGGCGGCAGGGUGAGACUCCAUCUUAGGAAAAAAAAAAAAAAAAAAAAAGAUGAAAAACAUUUAUCUCCAGUCAGCACACUUGAUGUUCACAGUUAGACAUUUAAACAAGAGCUCAUCCUUUCAUAGUAGAUAUAAAAGUAAUUUGUAAAGGGAAGAUUGUUUUAGGAACCUGGGCGAUGCUGCAAACAGAGUAGCCUGAUGCAUUUCUGAGGAAGGUGGAUGGGAUCUUCGUGUCUUUGAGCAUCAAGCCCAUAGGAAGGUACUGGGAACAGUAUCUACAUUUGACAAAAGAAAUUACUGGUUAGCUAUAGCAACAGAUUGGACAAACUUGGUUAGUUUUCUGUUGUCAGAAAUUUUUAUAGUAUUGUCUCAGGAAGGCAGCACACAGCUCAGAUUCAUGUCUUGAGCCAAACAAGUGAAUAUAUCUGAGAAGACUCAAUACCACAUGGUAUUGGGAGAUCUUACUCACUUUGGCUGGUGUUGGUCAUUACUGAAUGUAUGACAGCAGGAUGUGACGGGAUGCCCAGGAGUCAGUGUUAGCAUUGUCAUCUGAGAUCACUGCUAUUAAUAUCAUCCAUUAAUUUAUUAGUGAGCUUCACUAUAUGCAGACUGGGAGAUAAGGAGAAAAUCUGUCACAUUCUGUCUAGUUAAUCAGAUCAGCUACCAAUUAAUGAGAUUCUGAAUUAAAUAUCAAUAUAUGUUUUUCUAAUUUGGACCUAGGACAGAGCUGUUGCUUGUCAUAGAGAAAGACAAUAAUGCUUAAACAUAGCACAUUAUAAUUAAAGCAGUUACUCACAUACUUUUCAUUUUAUCCUUUGGACAAUUUUGUGAGGAACGCUGGGCACUAACUUCCCUUUCAUAGAUAAAAUCCCUAUGCUAUUGAUGAAAGUGUUUUUGAAUGAAGUCAUACAACAAAUAACUGAUCAAAGUGGCAUUAAACCAAAAUCUUUUAGUAGGACUCCUGCAUAGAACGUUUAGAUAGACGUGGAAGUUGUUAAGAGGAACGGCAAGAGAGAAACUGGUUCUUUGGAAGUCUUUCAUGCUACAUUAUGUCUCCAUCAGAGUAAGACAGCUUAGGCACUCCUAAGAGGAAAGGUCUGUGGAGAUGACACCUGAAGAUUGCAUGAAUCCGAAUUCUACACUUCCAAAUCAAAUAGGUAAAAGGGUAGUAUACAUCACAGAAAAAGCUUGCUGUCUCCAACUUGAAAAGCAAAUGAGUAGGAGUUUGUCACACUGCCAUGUACCAGACUGGAAAUGCAUUUCCUACCAGUUAUACAUUUGGUGUGGGGGAAUGGUGAUGUCAUUUUUUGACAGCAUUUUAUUUGUGUGCGUGCGUUCUGCUCCAAGUGUCACAAUUCUGGUUACAAUAAUUAUAAUAUUUGGAGUUACUACUAAGACUUUCCUGAAAGAGGUGUACUGUACCAAAUUUUGUAACGUAAAAAAAAUAAUGAUCUUAAAGCUUACUAAAUUGUGAAAAGGAUAUGUGCUAACAUCUCAGAACUUUAGGCCUGCUUAUUGUCAUCUUUACCGAUCUCUGAUGAUAAAUGCAGAAGGGAUCUGAGAGUUUUUAAAGCAAGUAGAGUCAAUCAGUGUUUUGAACAUUAUAGUAAUACUUCUGUGAUUCAGAGUUAGAUCAUAUAAAUCAAAGUAACAAUUUGGAUUUUUUUUAAACAACAGUAUCAUAACUGUCAUAAAACAGAUGGUCCAACCCCAGGAGCAGACAAUAACUUGGGCAGCUCUGUGGGGAAUAAGAUGGGGAAAACAACUGUUCUAACUGCCCACUAGAACAGUGGUUUCAACUACUACAAUUCUCAGUGUUUGAGAGGUACAAGGGAAGAAAGGACUGUGUGGAUCCCUUGUGGCUAUGCAGAUACCUACCUCACAGAGUUGUUGUAGAAGACUGGUGGUUUGGUUCAAACCUUGUGAUUAAAGAGUUUGUCAAGCAUUUUAUUCUUUUGAAUAAAAGCAACAUAUAUAAAA